Molecule: messenger RNA, 3411 nt
Organism: Plasmodium relictum
Lineage: Eukaryota; Apicomplexa; Aconoidasida; Haemosporida; Plasmodiidae
Product: conserved Plasmodium protein, unknown function
Exons: 4
Coding region: 1-3411 (1136 amino acids)
Source: RefSeq, a predicted model, not a curated record
AUGAAUAAAGAAACUAAUAAUUUUAAUAUAGAAGAGUUAAAGCAAAAUAACAUUGAAGAAUCUAAUAAAGAUGUAGCUAAUAUUGUAAAAAAUGAAAAUAUAUCAAUUGAUGUUUGUUCAUUUAAAGAAAAAAAAGAAAUAAAAGAUGAACCAGAUACAACUGAAAAUAAUAUUUUAGUUGUAGGAGAUGAAAAUUUAUCAUUUUCUGAAUUUAUCAUUGAAGCAUAUCCUUUUUCAAACAUUUAUAUAGCUAGCACAUUAACGGAGUUAGAGAUGAACUAUUUGUUGAGAGAUUUAGAAAAAAAAAAAAAAAUAAAAUAUGAAUAUGAAACAAUGAAAAAAGGAGAAAUAAAAAUAGAAAAAUGUCAUUUUUAUUAUACAAGAAAAUUUAAAGAAAAAUAUGCAAAUAAAAAUGUUCAGAUAUUAUUUAAAACAAAUUUAUUUUGUUUGAAAUGCUAUUUUCCGAAUAAUUUUUUUAAUACAGUUUUUUUGUUACUUCCAGGGUUAUGCUAUAAUAUUAGAGAAAAUGGAUUGAAAUACAGCGAUAAAGUAACAACUCUAAGAAUUUAUUAUUUUUUAAUUUUAUUGAUAAUUGAAAUUAUUAACAUAAGCAUAAAAAAUACGAGUAUUCAUAUGUUGUGGACAAAUGAAAAAUUACAAAAUCUAAUUGAAGAUGAUAAUAAAGAUUCAGAAAAAAAGAAAAAUGAAAAUCAUAAAAUGGAAAAUGAAAAAAGGGAUGAUGAAAAUGAGGGAAUCAAGAAAGAAAGCAUACAUGAUACUAUUAAUGCCCUUAAAAAUUUAAUGUGUAAUAAUAAUAAUUUGAUAAAUGAAAAAAAUGAAAUUAUAGAAAAGAAUGAUUUCAACGAAGAAAUUUAUGCUAAAACAGAAGAAAAUGAAAAUAUAUUUUCUGAAAAGAAUCACUAUCAAAAUUUUAAUAUAAACGGCAACGAAAUUAAAAAUGAUACUGAGAUAAGCGAAGAUGAAAAUAAUAGAAUAAACGAAGAAAACAAUGAAAUAAAUGAUGGAGAAAACAAUGAAAUAAAGGAUGAAGAAAACAAUGAAAUAAACGGUGGAACAAAUAAUGAAAUAAAGGAUGAAGAAAACAAUGAAAUAAACGGUGGAACAAAUAAUGAAAUAAAUGAUGGAGAAAAUAAUGAAAUAAAUGAUGGAGAAAAUAAUGCAAUAAAUCAAGAUUAUAAUAAUGAAGUAAAAGAAAAUUGUGGUAAUAUUAAUGAAAAUGAGAGAAUAGGAGAUGAACCUCUUGAAGCAAAUUGUUAUGAAAAUAAUGAAUUUAACCUAGAUGAAAACAAUGAAAACAAAUUGGUAACCAGUGAUAUAAAUGAUGAAAAAAAAGAAAUAAAUAACACUGAAAAUUUUAAUAGAAAUAGCAUAAAAGAAAAUAAUAUUUCCGAAAAAAAUUUUACAAAUGAUAUAGAAAAUGAAGAAAUAAAUGAAAUUAAUGAUUUAAAUGAAAAUAAAGAAAAUGAACAAAAAUUUGAAAAUGAAUAUGAAGAUGAAAAGGAAAAUACUACUAAUUUAGCUAAUAAUAUAGAAAACAAUGAAUAUGAACAAAUAAAUGAAAUAUUUAGUUAUAAUAAUGAAAUUCAAAGAAAAAGUGGUGAUGCUGAUGAUUUAAGCAUCUUAAAUAAAAGUGAAAAGUUGGAUAACAAAGGGGUGAAUAUUAAAUUGUCUAAUUACUCUAAUUUUAAUACAGAAGAGGAAGAAGAAGAUGAGGAAGAAGAGGAAGAGGAAGAGGAAGACGAAGAAGAGGAAGAUGAAGACGAAGAUGAAGACGAAGAUGAAGAUGAAAAAACUAAUUGUUUUGAUAUAUUUGAAAUAGAUAAAUCUAUUAAUUUAGAUGACUUGGAAAAUGAAACUAGAAAAAGUGGAGAUACAGAAAAAGUAGAUGAAAAAGAAAACAUAAUUGAAUAUGUUUACAAGAAUAAAAAAAAAGAAAAAAAAAGUUUAAUAAAUAUAGUACGCUUUCCUUUGUUGUAUGAAAUAAAUAUCAAGAAGUUAAUGAAACUUUUUUAUUUUCAUUAUCAAGUAAAUAAUGAAGAAAAAUUAAAAUUAAAGUUAAAUUCAAUAGAUAUUACGAAAAAUUAUUUUCCUAUUAUAUAUGGAAAUCAAUUUAUUUUUAAUGAAUUUUUGAAAAAUUGUAAAUUUUUUUCCUUUAUAUUAAAAAAAAAGAAGUUGACAAUACCAGAAGAUCUAGCAGUAUUGUUACCUAAAAUAUCAUGUGAAUAUCAAAUUGAAUCAUACAAUUUUUUAAAAAAAAAAUAUUAUUCAUUGUUUAAUGAGGAGGUGAAAUCUUACAAUUCUUUAAAAGAUCAGAUAAAUCAUAUAAAUCAUAUGAGGCAUAAGUUAUAUUUACACAAUUUAAAGAUAAAAGAAAAAUCAAGUAAAUCGAAACCCUAUAUUUCGUAUUAUCUUUUUCAGAAAGAUAUGAAUGAAUUAAUGAAAGAUAAAUUAUCUUUAGAAAAAUUAUGGCAAAUUGUUUUUAAUCCUCUUGAUUUUUUUCAUAUGAAUGAUAAUGUGAAUAAAUAUUUUGAAUAUUAUAUUUCUCCGAGGAUCUCGAAAUUUCACAACGCAAUUGAUUGUAAUAAAUUGUGUUUUAAAUUUAAUAUUGGAAAAAAAGAAGAAAAUGAAAUUCAUAGAAAAUCCACCAAAAAAAUAUAUAAAAACAAUUAUUUUACGACAAAUGAUAAUAAAAAUAAGCCUCCUUUAUUACCAACACCAACUGUUGAUAACUAUAAAAAUAAUAAUAUGAAUAAAAAUACCAAUGUAUAUAAGCAUGCUAAUAACACUCCAGUAUCCAACUAUAAUAAAUUAUAUAGGAAUGAAAAAAUGAGAAAUAGUAUAAAUAACAAUUUUGAAAACAAAAGAGAAGACAAAAAUCAAAAAUAUUCAAAAAAUGAAAAUCAAAGAUCUAGUAGAAAUACAAACACAAAUUUUCAUAAUUAUAAUUCUAAUUAUCAUGAUAAAGUUUAUGGUAAUAUAUCACACCAUAAUUAUAAUUAUAAAACAUCCAGAAGCAAUAUGCAUAAAACUAAUGAAAGCAGAAACGAUAACAAAGGUAUCAAACGUAGAAGAGAUGAUUCAUACGAAAUCAGAAGAGAAGGUUAUUCUAAUAAGAGAUAUGAAAAAAGAGGAAGAAAUGAUUACGAUAUGAAAUUGAAAAUGGAUGAUAGAAGAACAGAAAGUAGUUCGAAAAAUCAUUCAGAAAUGCAGGAUCCUUAUGCAUCAACAAAAGAAACAAAUAAAAUUUAUGAUACGAAUAAUUCUAUGAAUAAUUCAGAAAAGCAAUCAUGGAAAUUACCACCACCACCUCCUAUAAUACCCCCAAUUUACGAUAAUCAAUCUCAACAAAAAAUGAACAACUUCUAUAAUUUAGAUGAUACCCAAAAGUAA